UACUAGGUUAAUAGAUGGCUAAAAGGGCUUGCCCAAAAGUUUUCAACACUUGCAAGAAGGACUCUUUCUUCUUUGGGCUCAUUGCCAGGGUUAUACCAAAGGCUGGGCCAGUGCUUCAAUCACUGUUGCCAGAAUUGCAACAUAAAACUGCAAACAUGCCUUGCUGGGUUUAAGAGUUCAUGUUCCGCAUUCCAGUAACUCGUCCUCUUCUCGUGGCACAGAGCCAUGAACCGCUGGUGAAACCAAAUGUGGCUUUUGCAAAGUCAGUCAUUAGAAAAAUUAGAAGAACGUGAGCAACAAGCACUGCUAUGAAGAACUUGCUGGUCUAUCUUCUUCCAUUUCUUCUGUGGACAUGCUGUACUUCCCAAAAUGUGUGCGAAGAACCACCUGACAUUGAUUUUGGGGAAAUAAUAAGUGGCAAGAAGGCCGCGUACAUUGAAAGUGACAGAGUACAAUACAAAUGCAACCAUGGAUGUGUAUUGGAAGGCUCUGAGUGGAUAACAUGCAGUGGGCAAAAGUGGACACCACCACCAAAAUGCUUGGCACCUUGUAUUGUCACAAAACAACAGCUAGAGGCCAAAAACCUGCUUCUGUCUGGGAACCGAGUAAGGGCACAACUGAUUCAACAUAAUCAUAUGUUGCAGUUCCAGUGCAGGGAAGGGCAUGUCCUCACGGCGCCUUCGGACAGGAAGUGUCUUGAUGGGCACAUGGAUUUGCCCUCGUGUAUCUCUGAAAGAGGGGGAAACUGUAGCCGCCCACCUGCAGUUGAGGAUGGAGACAUUAUUACCUUAUCGAAGCAGCAGUACAAAGCUGGCUCUUCAGUUCAGUUCAAAUGCCAAAAAUAUUAUGCUCUGGAAGGAGAUAACAGAACUUUUUGUGAUAAUGGAACCUGGACAAAAGCACCUAUUUGCUUAGAUGGCUAG
Molecule: messenger RNA, 923 nt
Organism: Lacerta agilis (Sand lizard)
Lineage: Eukaryota; Metazoa; Chordata; Lepidosauria; Squamata; Lacertidae
Product: coagulation factor XIII B chain-like
Exons: 5
Coding region: 309-923 (204 amino acids)
Source: RefSeq, a predicted model, not a curated record